AUGAUGUCGGUGGCUGCUGUUGGACCCUCUGUAGAUCGGAAGGUCACCAUCUCCUUUCACUCACAUGAGCGGUCUUCUGAGUGUUGUGAGGGCGACGUUGGUGAGUAUUCAGGAUCGCCUCUGAAGCCCGUUUCUGUCCCCUCUGAGACGACGGCGACUCCGGAAGAAUCGAUGUCGGAGCACGAGUGUAAGGCUGUGGCAGAUUUAUAUGCUGCCACUAAGACGCCUAUUCGAUAUGUGAAUCAGCCGUCGCGAAGCAACAGUGUCAGCACGCACACAAGCACCGCGAGCGGGUACGGCCAGAGAACAACACGAGACAGUGGGUUGGUGGACGAGGCAUCUUCUUCAUCAAUUUCAACAAGCCCCCUGGCAACGGCCACAUCUACUUGUUCCCCAUUUCCUUCUUCCGGACUCGCAACACCACUGGCAGAGCCAAACAGCAAUGCCGGUAGCUUCCCGUCGGAAGAGGACGCUGCAAAAUUCCUGCCGCCUGGGUUGACAACACAUCAGCUCUGGAAUUUUGUAGUUCAAGUAUCAAAAGGCAAAAAGACGGCAGGAUGUGCAGAAAAAACAGACCAUGUAGGAACCCAGCGGCAAGAAGCAGCUCGUCGGGCACUUGCAUCAGCUAGCGUUUCCUUAAACGUAGCCGCGACAGCGUACGGUGCCACUGGGAGAGGAAAUGAGAUUGCUGUCACUGGAGAGCAACAAGACCUUUCAAAUACGCUUUUCGACUGUGCACUUCUAGAUAGCUCAGCGUCACGAACAGAGACAAUUGGCAGUCGUGUGGGAAUUCAUCGUCGAGUUCAGCUUCGACAUCGAGAAAGUGAUGAUUGCUACGCCCGCCAAUAUCCUCAACGACUGCCUCCCCUGCCAGAGAGUACAAACCAACUGCCUCCAGCGCUUUCUGGAGCUCGCGUAACUAGGAGCACCGCAAAACGUGGCCUCUCUCUCGGAACGUCACCAGCAGUCCUGCCGAAGGAAUCGAGCGCCCCUUUAUUGCCCGCUCCGAAACGUCGGAGAGGAAGUCAAGAUAGUGGAAGCGGACCAGUACUUCCUUGUCCCCCUCGAGAGAUCGACUCUCUGUUGCGCCUACUUGCUGAAAACGCCAGACAGGUCGCAAGUGCUCCAGAUGGCAUCGUGCCUGCAGCACUGGACUGCAGCUUUUGGAAAGCGUUGCAAGAGCAGAUGAACGACCUGGCUAAACAGGAGCGGAAAGUGUCUUCCGCUAGUGAAAAGCACAAUUGCCCGCCUCAGUUCCUGUCUCGUCUCCGGGUCGCCUGCUCCACCUGCCGUGCCAGCCCACAGUCAAGCCAGAACGGCAAAAGGAGAAAGAGAGAGCAACAAGAUCCAACUCGUCCUGGUUGCCCGUUGCCUUCCCCGCGGUGCGUACCCAAGUUUCUAACGGUGCCUUUCGCAGUGUACCGUGUGCCCACCUUCCGACAGUGUCUUUGUCAGUGGAUCGCCAGUCAAGCAGGGACGGCUGUUGAAGCACUUGAAAAAUUUGGAGAGGGUGUUUCUGAAGACGCGGCUUCGUUGCAGCUACCCCCAAGGUUCUACUUCUCUUCUCGCGUUACCGAUAGCAUAUAUGCUGAGGAAGAGCCACGGAUGUUUUUUUCCGGAUGUCUUCCUUCGGUCGAGGAAGAAGCGGAUUGCGCACUUGCUCAGCAAGAUAGCCUCGCGAACAUGGAGCCCGGUCAAAAUUCGCAGGCGCAGGAUGACUUGUGUGUUGAGUCUUCUGUGUUUCCAUCGGCGACUACUUCCCCUGACGAAUCUUGCAAGCGUGACCAAACCGCGGAGGAUAAUGCCAAGGAUGGAGUCUACUUCGAUGAAGAAGAAGGCUUUUGGAAAGCCAUCGUCCGGCGCCGUAACCAGGUUAUUACGAAACGUUUUCCGUCUCAAUGUCCCGCGAACACGGUGAGACUCCCACAUGAAGUCCUUUAUGGGCAAAACGAUUGUGGUGCGACAGCUUCAUAUAGGUCGCUUCCAGCCAAGCAUCCCGACGAAAUGAGGGCCACCUUGUAUUACGACUGGGCGAGCAAGCACUUCAAGGAAGUUUGUAAGUAUCUCGAAUCCGUCCCAGGUGCAAUGGCGUGGAAUCGUGGAUUGGUAACAACAUCGUCCAUCGUUGACAGGCCUGUUCCUUUGGAGUGCUGUGCAAUGGAACGCUCGAGCCGUAGCGCUAUUUCAGGCGCUAGCUCGAAAUCCAGCGCACCAUUGUCAAAAUCAGGGACUUCAUAUACCUCAGCGACUUCUUCCCGGAAACAAAGAAAAGGGUAUCAACUGGACCGUUAUGAAACCGUCGAGAAACUUGCAGAAGCUUCGAACCAACUUCGUUCGAACCCCGAGGUUGGCAAGAUGCGCGAUACCAAGAAGAUUGUUUUCCCUGGACAAAAUACCCCGCCGGCGCCGCACGUCAUUCAAACAGAUGUAAACGAACAGCAGGGGGCCCCUGUGUGUGGGACCUCAACUAUUGCGCGACAGUUUGUUUUACGGCAGUGUCAACGGCUUCUAGCGACUCAUCGCCAGCAAUUGUCGGACCAGCUGUCGUCUCAGAACACGACAUCGUUGCAGAGCCUCCCGGUGGGGAGAGGUAAUACCCUUGAAGGCCCAUCUCUGGUAUUCCCUGGAGAGAGAGCGAACCCAAAAGGACCUUCUCAGGCACAUGAGUUGCCUGUAAUAGAUGACGUAAUGCAAAGGCUCCAAACGAUGGUUCGUGACACUCUAGGGACACUCCCCGCUCCCAGCGCAGAAGCUGGCGUGACGCGGUAUCAGCAGCAGCUCCUCCUGCUCCAGCAGAUGAGGCAACAUCAUUUAGAGAUGCAGCGGCUGGUCAUUAAUACGGCUUCCAGCGCUGAAAUGCAAUCAAGCGGGGUCCCACCUGAAAUUGGAAAAGUGGCGAUGAAUGUGGACAAAUGGAGACGUACUGCGGUGGCAACGCCAGCAGGCGCAUCGGGGUGA
Neospora caninum is the source of this 2958-nucleotide messenger RNA. RefSeq lists its product as uncharacterized. NCBI's taxonomy places the organism in Eukaryota, Apicomplexa, Conoidasida, Eucoccidiorida, Sarcocystidae. Bases 1 to 2958 code for a protein of 985 amino acids. The transcript has a single exon. The record is from RefSeq and is a predicted model, not a curated record.